Darwinula stevensoni is the source of this 405-nucleotide messenger RNA. Lineage: Eukaryota; Metazoa; Arthropoda; Ostracoda; Podocopida; Darwinulidae. The record is from the annotation of a GenBank genome assembly.
AUGGCCAAUUCCUAUUCUCUAUCUCUUAGCUUUGCUUAUGCCACCACAGCGCCACCUGCCAACAGGCACAACCAUACCCACUACACAAUUUGUCUGCACGCCAACCAGUACAGAUCCAAGAUGCCCACCAAAUUGCAACUUCAACCCAAACGACAUUCGAUGCCCUCCACCGGCCACGACUACCACACCCCGGCUGACAACAACGCAAUUCAUGUCCAAGACCAACGACAACAACCACUCAUAGACCAACAACCACCCAAUUCGUAUGCAGACCUGGAAGUUUGGAUCCGAGGUGUCCACCAGAUUGCUUCAAUUUCCCGAAUGAUCCGAGAUGUCCUAAACCGACUACAACAACUACGCCAAGAACAACAACCACAAUAUUCACCUGUAGACCGGGAAGUUUAG